UAAUUUGGGUUUUUAAAAUUUGAUUCAACAGCAACAAGCAGAAAAUCUCUUUAAAAAUUAUAAUAAUUUUAAUCAUUAAAUCAAAUUUUAAGAGUUCAGAUCUUUUGAUUGAUGAAUUUUCUCUUCCUAUUUUCUCCAAGUAUAUGCAGUCCCUUGUGUAAAAAAGAAAAAAAAAAGGUGUAUGCAGCAGGCCCCGCAAAAUAAUUACAGAAGUGACAAAACGUGCAAAUUAUCCCCGUCUUACUAAACCAGCCUGACAGAAGAGAAGGGAACCCAAUAAAGCUGCUGUUUCGUCGUUCCAACUUCCAAGACACGUCCUUCUCCACCCACCAUUUAGCCCAUAUACGGCACAGUCAUCCGAACUGCUAUCUCUCGGUCUCAAUCUCAAUCUGUUGCUGUCUCUCUACUCUGCUCUGGUGAACUAUAAUGGAAUGCGAUCAUCCUUCAACUGGGAAACAUAAUGUUAAACUGGAAGAUGGAGAGGUUGUUGCUGCUAAUCAAUUGGAAGGGGAGGUCAAGUUGGCUGAUCUCAUAUGGGUAAAGAUCAGUGGAGGCUCAUGGUGGCCAGCACAGGUUGUUGAUGAUAACAACGUGAGUAACAAGAACAAGCCAAGUAAAAGAUCGGCAGAGAAGGUUCUUGUUCGGCUCUAUGGAAGCUACAAGUACUUGUAUGUGGACCCGGUAAAAUGUCAUUCUGAUUUCGACAUGAUACUCAAGCAGAACAACGGUUGUUAUAGGGAAAUACUCCUAAAAGCUCUGGAGCAGGUUUCUAGCCCAAAAUCCGACAUAUCAAAGAAGCAAGGAUCCAAGUCUAAAGAAAACGUAGCAGUUGAUCUUUCCAGGCGUAAGUCCAGUCAUAAUCACGCAAGGGAAAAUCCACAAACAGAUUCUUCAAACUUGAAUGCUGUUGCUCAGAGAACGGAAUUUUCUGUAAGGGUUUCUCCAAGAAAGCGGAAUGUCGUUAUACCACAAAGUAAGGUGGAGCAGAAGACUCUACUUGCACCAAGGGUUGGAAAUGCAAAUGGAAAAGCUUCCAAGCAAAGUGGGGCAGAAGUGGUAUCAAAGUCCAAAGAAGUGAGUGCCCGGAGAUUGAGAGUGAUGCAACAGCUUGGCCUGAUUGCGCCCUCGGGAUCUUCAUUCCACAACAAUGGACUGAUUUGAGUCUCUUACUUAAGCUGUAUGAUAACAUUGUACCAUUAAGAGACUUCAAAUUCGGCACAUGAACCAUUCGGACUCAACCUGUUUUUCCCGUUUGGGGCUGCCUGAUGCAAGCUGCUAGCUUUUGAUGUAAGAAUUGCACUGUAGAUGCAUAGGCUUAUGUUGUAAGGCCACCUGACAAAGUAAGCCUAAAUGGUCUUGGCUAGUUGGUUUUUGCUCUCAUUUUGUUUUUGGAGGGUGGUUGCAAAAUCUACUGAAUUGUGUUUAAGUUUCUUUUUUGUGCAUACCAAGUCUGAAACCAGUUGGUGAAAUUGAAGCACGGGGUUAUUGCUUCUCUCUCUA
Messenger RNA from Pyrus x bretschneideri (Chinese white pear), 1500 nucleotides. RefSeq lists its product as uncharacterized. The transcript has 10 exons. Lineage: Eukaryota; Viridiplantae; Streptophyta; Magnoliopsida; Rosales; Rosaceae. The record is from RefSeq and is a predicted model, not a curated record. Bases 427 to 1161 code for a protein of 244 amino acids.